This is a messenger RNA of Somion occarium, 1170 nucleotides long. The record is from the annotation of a GenBank genome assembly. NCBI's taxonomy places the organism in Eukaryota, Fungi, Basidiomycota, Agaricomycetes, Polyporales, Cerrenaceae.
GUCUGGCUAGUGAAAUGAGCAGCAGCUAGCAAGCAACUCCGCGACUGUAACCGGUAUGCGAUUCCCGAGAUAGCUCCCGCCGAGUAGAUCAUCAAAGCGUACCAGAAAGCCAAGCCGUUGAUAGUACACAGAGGAAGAAUAACAGUCUAGCAAAUGGACGAGGUUGUGGUAGUCCGUUCAUGGAGCCGCCAUUCCUACUCGUUAACCAGAUUGGGGAGGACGAUCGUUUAACGUUUAGGGCCGGUCUCGUUCCCAUAGCGCGCAACCUUGGCCGACAUUCCCACUCAUCCACCACAACCAUCUCGCUCGCUGCAAGUCCCAUUCCUUCGUAGGACGGCGGAAGGUAUAGGGUUAGUUGGAAGAGAGGGAAGAAGCGAGGUUAUCUGUAGUUGGCAGAAUGGCAUAUCAAUUCUCUAGGAAGGGGUGUUUCAAGUGUGGCAACCUCGGCCACAUUGCGGAGAACUGUACUUCGGAGCAGCGCCUUUGCUACAACUGCCGCCAACCUGGACAUGAGUCUGCGGCUUGCCCUUCGCCUCGCACCGUUGCUGCUAAGCAAUGUUAUUCUUGCGGUGGCGUUGGCCACAUUCAGGCAGAGUGUCCCAGCUUGAGGAUUCAAAGCUCUGGCCAGAAAUGCUACAAUUGCGGUCGCUUCGGACAUAUUGCACGUUCCUGCCCUAGUGCAGGAGGGACAAAUGGUUUUGCGUCCCGAGCGCCCCCUCCAGGAAGGUCUUUGAACACCUCGACUCUUCCUCCCGUGAAGUGCUAUCGUUGCGGAGGUCCCAACCAUAUGGCCAGGGACUGCCUGGCUCCUCCGGGCACGAACGUUGGCGAUGCUACUGGCGGCCCGCCCGUCAACGCCAACAAGAGUAAGACCUGCUAUAAGUGUCAGCAGGAGGGACAUAUUGCCAGGGAUUGCCCCGAGAACGCAGAAUAUGCCUCCUGAAGUCAUUCACGUGAAUAACGUACUGUGUCAGAGAGAGUAUGUUUGAUAAAACGACAUGUGUUACGAUUUCUCUUCUAUGAUCUGCUCUAUUUAUUCGCCGUUAUUUUGUGUAUGAGCAUUAUCAUCGUUUAUUCGAACUCCCGUUGACUGUCAUGCGCUGUGUGAAGUCCUUAAGUCUCUUGACAUAAAAGUAUGGGCUUCGUACAGUCAGAGUCACUUGGCAUUCG